AGUCCUUAUUUAAGUCUCUGUCAUUUACACUACUUGUCUGUCUAUCAGCUUCCAAAUUCCUCCUCCAACUCUAAUGAUUUAUUCUUUUUCUAUACAGUUGAACAGAGAAUAUUAAUGGCACAUAAUAAAGCAACUUAUGGAACUACUACUACUCUGAGCAUUGAAUCUCCAUCACCUCCAAUUACACCAAAAGGAUCAUUGCCUGAAAGAAUUCUCAGUAAGAUGUUUGGAUUUGCUGAUUUUUCCAAAAGAAACCAAUCUCCAUCGCGUAGUGGUAAUGGUACCCCAAGAAAUUAUCAAGUCGAUGAAGAACUUCCAUUUGAUAGUAGUAUUUGUCACUCAUCGUAUCGUGGUGUUUUCGUUGUUCGUCUUGCUAUCAUGGUCAUGCUAGCUAUUUUGAUCGGAAUGCUAACUUUAUUAACAUGGCAUUUUACUAGAGUUUACACAACAAAAUCCCUGAACACACUCGCAUUUGGUCUUCGUCAUGAGCUUCUGCAGAGACCAAUAUUAAGGAUGUGGAACAUUUUGAAUUCUACUGUUGAAAUAACUACAGCUCAGGUUAAGCUGUCAGAGUAUGUAAUCAGAAAGUAUAGCAAACCUGUUGAUCAAGCUCAACAAGUUGAGCAGCUGUACGAAUCCAUGAAGGAUGUAACCUGGGCUCUGUUUGCUAGUAGGAAAGCUCUGAAUUCGUUAACCAUCAACUAUAAAAAUGGUUUUGUUCAGGCUUUCCAUAGAGAUCACAGGAGUAACAAUACAUUCUACAUAUACUCUGAUCUUGCCAAUUAUUCUAUAAGUAAUACAUAUGAUGUAAAUUUGUUAUCGUCUCGUCAAGGAUGGAAUGACCAAACUAUACACAACAACAUCUCAGCAAUUUGGUACCGAGAACCUUUAGAUCCUUCAACUGGAGAAAGGAAUGGAAAGAGAAGCAUAAUUCCACCAGAUGAGUUGAUCAACAUUGCUGGUAUAUCACAAGUACCAGAUGGUGCAGCUUCAUGGCAUGUGGCUGUGAGCAAGUAUACAGAUUCACCGUUGCUUUCAGCAGCACUGCCAGUUUGGGAUCCAUCGAAUAAAACCAUAGUUGCUGUUGUGGGAGUUACUACAGCACUUUAUAGUGUAGGUCAAUUGAUGAAAGAAAUUGUUGAGUUCCAUAGUGGUCAUAUUUAUUUAACCUCUCAAGAAGGAUGGUUGCUUGCUACUUCCACGAAUAGCCCUCUCUUGAUGAAUACUACAAAAGGACCAAAGCUAAUGAUGGCUAUUGAUUCUGAAGACCCUGUUAUACGAUCUGGGGCUGAGUGCUUACAGAAGGAAUAUGGAAAGAGGCUUCCCCCAAGUCAAGAAGUGCACAUAGAGAAUGCUAAACUUGGGAACCAGCUCUAUUAUAUUGACUCAUUUUACCUGCAGUUAAAGAGACUUCCAAUGGUAGGAGUUAUCAUCAUUCCAAGGAAAUAUAUAAUGGGAAAGGUAGAUGAGAGGGCUAUCAAGACUCUUGUAAUAUUGAUCUCAGCAUCAAUAUGCAUCCUAAUCAUUGGAUGUGUCUGCAUCUUCGUACUAACAGAUGGAGUGUCAAAGGAAAUGAAACUUAGAGCAGAGCUGAUAAGCCAGUUAGAUGCAAGAAGGAAAGCAGAGGCAUCGAGCAAUUACAAAAGCCAAUUUCUGGCAAACAUGAGUCAUGAAUUACGAACACCUAUGGCUGCAGUUAUUGGCUUGCUGGACAUUCUUAUAAGUGAUGGUUUUCUUACAAAUGAACAGUAUGCAACUAUUACUCAAAUUCGUAAAUGCUCAACUGCCUUGCUUCGGCUUCUAAACAACAUUUUGGAUCUCAGCAAGGUAGAAUCUGGAAAACUGGUGUUGGAAGAAACAGAAUUUGACUUGGCUCGAGAACUUGAAGGACUUGUUGAUAUGUUCUCUGUCCAGUGCAUUAAUCACAAUGUUGAGACAGUUCUAGAUCUCUCUGAUGAUAUGCCAAAAUUAGUUAAAGGAGACUCUGCCAGAGUUGUUCAAAUUUUCGCAAAUCUAAUUAGCAAUUCUCUCAAGUUCACAACCUCGGGCUACAUCAUUCUUCGCGGAUGGUGUGGAAGUGCUCGUGGAGGGAAUUUUCCACUUAAUCAGAAAGACUCUUGGUCUGCACCUAAAGUGAAGUUGAAGCGACAAGAAAGCCAGGGCAAAAAAUUCUCCAAGAAAGAUAACAAAAUAAUCCUGUGGUUUGAAGUUGAGGACUCUGGUUGUGGAAUUGAUCCAAGUAAAUGGGAAUCUGUAUUUGAAAGUUUUGAGCAAGCCGAUCCUUCGACCACUCGCUUGCAUGGUGGGACUGGCCUUGGACUAUGCAUUGUACGUACCCUGGUUAACAAAAUGGGUGGAGAGAUUAAAGUUGUAAAGAAAAAUGGACCAGGGACAGUGAUGCAACUAUGCCUUCAACUAAACUGUCCUGCUGAAGUCGCUGGGCAGCACUGCCAGUUUAGUUUUGAGGAACAUAAAAUGAGGGUGUUGCUUGCACUCAAUGGAAAAAUGGGUAGAGUGAUAAUGUCCCAAUGGUUAAAGAGAAAUGGGGUGCAUACUUGGGGAGCAUCUGACUGGAAUGAGCUCACUCAAAUUCUUCAGGGUAUUUCUAUAUCCAAAGGCUAUUUGCAAGACACACCUUGUGAAUGCUUAGAUCCUGAAGAUUUGAGCAUUCCAGAUCCUAAUGCCUCAUCACCUUUUGUCAUAGUUGUUGACAUUGGCAUCCUUGACUUGAGCACAAGUAUAUGGAAGGAGCAGCUAAAUUUUCUUGAUAAAUACCAUGGCAGAGCAAAGUUUGCAUGGAUUCUUUACCAUGAUACAUCGAGUACCAUCAAGAUGGAACUCCGAAGAAGGAGACACCUACUUAUGGUCAAUAGACCACUAUAUAAGGGGAAAAUGAUUCAGAUUUUAGAAGCUAUUAUAAAAGAAAAAACUCUUGAGCUGCAGUCUUUUGGUAAUGCACCAGUUGAAGGAGAUUCGCAUGAAUGCCUUGAAAUUGAUCCUAACCACUCUGAUAUCACCUGCUCGGAUGAUUCUGACAAGUCAGAUAAUGGAAAUGACAAAUGUGCAAGUCCAUUCCUUUCUGAAAAAAAGAGGGACGAAAAUUUUGUCAAAGCCUCUCUUUCACAUUAUGGGACCUUAAACAACUACUUCAUUGACUUCAAUAGCGUAGAUGUUGAAGAAAAUGCUCCUGACAGGACUCAUCUGGGACAAACUAGGGAUGGAGAACAUAAUUUAACAAGCACCGCCACCAAAGAGGUCACAAAUGCCUGCUCAAAUAAGGUAGCAGGGCAGAAAUCUCUAGCAGGUUUAUGUAUACUGCUUGCUGAGGAUACCCCAGUUCUGCAAAGAGUCGCUACAAUAAUGCUGGAAAAAUUGGGAGCUAAAGUGGUUGUUGUAGGAGAUGGACUACAGGCGGUGGAAGCACUGAAACCCGUGCCUAAUUCAGAUGAAUUUAGAAAUGAAUCUCUUCAGGAAGAUGAUAAUUCAAUUAUCUCCCAAGCUGAAGGCUCUUAUUCCCUUCCUUAUGACUUGAUCCUCAUGGAUUGUCAAAUGCCGAAGAUGGAUGGUUAUGAAGCAACAAAGGCAAUUAGAAGAUCAGAAAUGGGGACAGGUACACACAUUCCCAUUGUUGCACUGACAGCUCAUGCAAUGUCAUCAGAUGAAGCAAAAUGCUUACAGGUUGGUAUGGAUGCUUAUUUAACCAAGCCCAUAGACAGCAAGUUGAUGGUUUCCACCAUUCUUUCCUUGACUAAAAGAAAAGACUAACCAUCAUACCUCUUUAUCAAAAA
Molecule: messenger RNA, 3788 nt
Organism: Solanum stenotomum
Lineage: Eukaryota; Viridiplantae; Streptophyta; Magnoliopsida; Solanales; Solanaceae
Product: histidine kinase 1
Exons: 13
Coding region: 115-3765 (1216 amino acids)
Biological process (GO): phosphorylation; phosphorelay signal transduction system
Molecular function (GO): phosphorelay sensor kinase activity
Source: RefSeq, a predicted model, not a curated record